Doryrhamphus excisus (bluestripe pipefish) is the source of this 2127-nucleotide messenger RNA. NCBI's taxonomy places the organism in Eukaryota, Metazoa, Chordata, Actinopteri, Syngnathiformes, Syngnathidae. The record is from RefSeq and is a predicted model, not a curated record.
GCAGCUUCAAAGUUAAUUUUAAGGUGCUUCAAUGUUGGUCUACGAUGACUCCCAUGUUAGCAUGCAACAUUAUGUACUAUGUGUACAGUAAUUCUUAAUGAAACCGCACUGUUUCUCAACAACCGCUCCCUUUGUACUCACCGGGUGUCUACGCUGAUUUUGUCCAGCUCUUGGUGCCUGUUUGACGGCCAGCUGGAGCGCAGCUGUCGCUGCCCUGCCCGGGGGUGCUGCUGGUCAGACUGAACGACCAGUGACAAGAAUAGUAAAAUGCUUCACUUUGUGAGCUAAACUUAAUGCAAAUUGACUUAUUGAAUGUCCGGAAAUAAGCCAGUUCAUGUUGAAUUCUUAAUGUAAUAAUAAUAAUAGUUAUCAUCGGUGUUCGUCAGGAAGGGCAUCCGGAAUUUAAAGGGCUAGAUCCAAAAAUCAGUAUGCAGAUCAAAAAGUUUUUUUUAAAGGUUUUUACAAUUUUAUAAUUGUAUAAUGCCAUAUAUAGUAUGACGCUGACGUGAAGAAGACAUUUUAAACAUUGGACAGGAGUAGUUAUGCUAAAUGAUUGCCUCAACUAUUAACACCAAACACAUGAUUUAAGUAGGUAUGUGUGGUCUCUAGAAGUAUUGAUUACUGAUUGAUAAGAAGUGCCUAUUUAAAGUGUAAAAGCACAGAGCAGCAGCUGGGGGUUCGAAGGUCAUCGUGCUGCAUGGAAGGAGACGUAAAAAAAAAACAGUUUGGGGCGGCGCCACACCACGAUGACGUCACUGGCUACAGUUGUCACGUCAAGUGUGACCCACGCUCAAACCAGGUUUUGUUAUGUAACGCACACCCGGGUCCAAAGACAAGAAUGAUACCCGGCAACCACACCCAGCAGUCUACAUUGUUGAUCGUCAACAGCCCCGGAAUAUUCAUCUCCAUGGCAACAUUGAUGUGGGCUAACGGCGUGAAGCGUAAGCUGGACGAAGGCGAGGAUGAGGUGGCGUCAGAGGAAGCGGCGUGCGGUGUAUCUCAAGCGUCGUGGACUCUGUGGCGCCAGGCAGUCUUGAACAUGUCGCUGAUGAAGCUCUACCGUCCUCAGAGAGGCGUGGACAUGAACCUGCAGAGGCGUGUUCUCAUCGGCAACAUCAUCCGGCGUAUCCACAAUGACCUUCAGCAGGAAGUGGGCGCGAGCUCCCUCCGCUUCGCCGCAACGCCACUGACCGACUUCCAGCCACCCGCAUCCUCCUUGGACACGUUGCCGUCCUCGCUGUCGGUGUUGGAUUCAUGCCUCACGCCCGCCUCGCUGCUAGAGGACGAAGUGUUCUUUGCUCCCGCCCAUCUCUACCAUGUUCACACCCCCCCGAGGUCACCGUCCUCCAGAGACAGCUUCUCGUCCGCCUUGGAGGACAUCGGCGAGCUAUGUCCGUCAUCCUCGUCGCCUCCAGCUCGUCAUCGCUUUGAUGCCCUCAUGAAGGAGGCGGAGCCCAGGACAGAGAAAGCUUCUCCUCUUCCGCUCGAUGCCACAAACUCUUUGCCAUUGCCAGCCAGCCCCUUCCUGACCGACUUGGUCUUGGACGACGCCCUCUUCACAGACAUUGACACGGCCAUGUAUGACCUUAGACACUGCCCCCCGCCGUCUACCACCAAGAUGGCCGACAGCCUGGUCAGGUCACUGUCCGGGUAUGGGACAGUGGGGGCGGGCCCUCAGAGCUCGGUGUUAAAGAUGGACGCGACGGAACUGGAGCACAUCAUGGAGGUUCUAGUGGAAAGUUGAGGACGACCGGUCCAAGAUCACAUGACCCACAUUUGGGGAAAGGACUUCCAAGAUGGAUGACAAAGAUAUGAGAGAAAAGCUAAAAAAAAAAAGCACGUCAUUGGAAGAUGACAUCCUGACGUCUGCUCUGGAAAAGUCCAACAAUUGUAAACCUUUCAGUGCCUAGUUUUUAAAUAUGGUUUUAAAUUUGGGAAUAUGAUGUCUGACAUGUUUUCUACAUUAAAUGAAACAAAUGCGUUGCCAAGCACAUUUCACAAAAAACAAGUUCCUCUUAAAUUAGUUUAAUUUGUGUCAAAUUUAGAGCUCGGGCAUGCACGAUAACCUGACAGGCCCUUCAAGUGAUUCCGCCUUUUUUUUUUUUUUUUUUUCCAUAGGAAUUGUUG